GAGUUCUCCACUGAGUGCUCCACUGAGUGCUCCAUGAUGGUGAUGAAGAUCACAGUGAUAAAGAUGAAGCUGUUGGUGCUGGUGUUGGCAGCCCAGCUGCUGAAGGUGAACUCCAUCGAAGAAGAAGACAUUCUUGAAAAAGUUUUUGAAGAACUAAAUAAGCGCAUUCAGGCGGUGAAAAUAUCAUGCCAAGUGAGAAAAGUGGUGUUCUCCGCGGCUCUGCAGCCUCCUGUUGUUACGAGUAGUGGGUUUGGAAUAAUAGGACCCUAUUCCAACAUUUCCAUGCUCAUACACAGCCACAUCAUCACCAACAUUGGCAAUGCCUACAACCCAAAUACAGGCGUGUUCAUAGCUCCAGUGAAAGGUGUUUAUUUCUUCACCUUCACAACAUACAGCUGGGCUAAGAAUGCCGACAUUGGGGUGGUUUUGUACCGGAACCAAGAGGAGGUGCUGCGGGUUUGGGAGCAUCAGGGCGAGGGGGAUAAUGAAGAUUAUGCCACUAACUCUGCUGCCCUGGUCCUGCAGCCGCUCGACACCGUGAGUCUCCGUCUGCCCAAGGGCUUCCAGGUGGCCACCAGCAUCGAUGACAACAGACACACCUUCUCUGGAUUUCUGCUCUACCAGCUGUGAGCUGCCAGUGAGGCCUCAUAGCAUCCACAGUCGCUUUCAUCACAACAGAAAUGAAGAAAAAGUGCAUUUAAAUGUUAGAAGUCAACAGUUAUUGCAUUCAAUGUGCUGUACGCUUUAAAUGCAAUUGAAAUAAUUACAUAGUUACAUUCUGUUUGUUUCAAUUUCAGGCAUUAACAAAAAAAAAUGUAUGGAAAAUGUAAUGGAUGGUCCUACAUUCUGCAAAAUAAGACCGAACAUAACUUUUCAUCAAAUUCAAAAAACAAAAUAUGCCAUGAAUGUGAAUGAAUGUAAUACCAAAGUUGUACGGACUUGAAAGUUUAGAACCCACUCUUGAUCCCUGGAGCUAUGACUAAUAAAUAAGCUGUCACUAUCCUUUAUCAUCACAGGUGAUAACUUUAACUUCUAGGGUUCACAAUGGUGUGUCUGCUCAGUACCAAAAUGCAUGUACAUCGCUUUGUCAAUUAAAAAAAAUAAAAGGACCUUGGUCAUUAUUACAUUUACAUUUAUGGCAUUUUGCAGACACUCUUACUUACAAUUUACAGUUACAUAGGUCGGCGCAGGUAGUGUUAGGAGUCUUGCCCAAGGACUCUUAUUGGUAUAGUGUAGCAUAGGGCAGUGGUUCCCAAACCUUUGAACAGUUCUGUAUCUCCUUUUUAUAAACCUUCUGCUGAGGACCCCCUCUCACACGUGCACACACACAUGCAAAUAUUGUAAUGCUACAUUUGUAAGACUUUUAAGCUUGUAAAAUCAUACCAGCUUAAAAUAUCAAACAUGUUAUAAUGUGGCGAAACAUGACACCAUAUCAUGUAAUACGGAAUAAAUAAUGUUAGGCCUGUAUUUUAAACUUGGUUCACCUAGGAGUGCUGCUCAGAGCACAGGGACGAUGACAAGGAGUGAACUGUAUUCGGUUGUAAUCUAAAAGCAGUCACACACACUGUAAAAAAAAAUGUUGAUCUGUUUUUUAUCAGGUUAUUUUUCUGUAUAAUUUAAACAGAAUUUUUCCAUGUCUGCAUUUUACUGUCACUCUUCCAUAUUUCCAAACUUUUUCUCCAUGAUGAUACAUUCAAAUGUGUUAAUAACAUUGUAACUACAUGAUAAUGUAUGGUAAAAU
Molecule: messenger RNA, 1741 nt
Organism: Colossoma macropomum (tambaqui)
Lineage: Eukaryota; Metazoa; Chordata; Actinopteri; Characiformes; Serrasalmidae
Product: complement C1q tumor necrosis factor-related protein 3-like
Exons: 3
Coding region: 34-630 (198 amino acids)
Molecular function (GO): protein binding
Source: RefSeq, a predicted model, not a curated record